Messenger RNA from Colias croceus (clouded yellow), 821 nucleotides. Its product is annotated as abscisic acid and environmental stress-inducible protein-like. Lineage: Eukaryota; Metazoa; Arthropoda; Insecta; Lepidoptera; Pieridae. The coding region runs from base 126 to 716 and encodes 196 amino acids. The record is from RefSeq and is a predicted model, not a curated record. The transcript has 4 exons.
ACGACGUAAAAACCACGACGAUCCGACCUCAAUAUAAAGCCUUACUGCUCAGAGCCUGCUACAAUUUGAGUUCAGCUGUUACAGUGGACGGUUUAAAGUGAAUAUAGUUUAUUUUUAUUAACAAAAUGUAUACGAAGUUCUUCUUGUUAUGCUGUGUAUUGACCGUGACUUGGGGUCAAAGAUCUGAGGUCGGUAGAGGCUAUACGAGAGGGAGUGGCGGUUAUGGGUUGUUAAGACCCGGAUAUUCUGGAUACAGUGGUUAUGAAGGUUAUCAAGGACAGGGAUAUCAAGGAGGUAGUCUAGGUGGUUAUGGCGGUUACAACACUGGUUACAGUGGAUACAAUCAAGGACUCGGUGGUUAUAGCCAGGGACUCGGUGGUUACAACCAGGGACUCGGUGGUUACAGCCAGGGACUCGGAGGUUACAGCCAGGGUCUCGGCGGUUACAGCCAGGGUCUCGGCGGUUACAGCCAGGGUCUCGGCGGUUAUAGCUCUAGUUUCAGUGGUUACAAUGGUUACAACUCUGGUCUUAGCGGUGGCUACCGUCCCAACUACAGGCCCGGUUACCAAGGCAACGUAGGUUAUCAAUAUAACCGCCCCGGCUAUUCAGGUUACGGUAACUACGCAAGGGCUGGCGGUAACUAUUUUGGCGGUUAUGGAGAUGGUUAUGACACCGCGAGGUUGGGAAGAAAGGCAGAAGAAAAGAAAGAAAGCUAAGCUAGUUUAGUCGGUAGUUUAUGUGUAUAUUGUUUGUGAAUAUUUUCUAUUUAUGUGCGUAAAUUAUAAUAAAUACAUUAAUUGAGAAUAAAAAUUUUGUAAUUA